AUGAAGGCGACACUCUCAUGGCGACGGCGGCUUAUCCUCGGAAUGAGCAUUGAGGAUGCGCGUAGUAAGUUCGACACCCCAGAGUCCCGUGUGGCACUGCGCCUCGCCCACGAACGCCACAAUCAGGGCCUUUACCACGAGCUCACACUCGCACAGCGCCAACGCAAUCGAUUGCCGGCGGAACGCAAGUGCCACCUUGUGCGUCACACAAAGCCAAGUGUAAAGGGCUUCCAGGCGUACAUCAAGUCGUGUCCCGACGACUACGUGGUACGGGAAAUUUGGCGAGGCACAGACAAGGCAACAGAGCGGAUUGAAAGUGGCGGUGUGGCUGAAGGUGACGGUAAUAGCAAGGCUCUUGGAGAUGCAGAAGAAUCAACGGCAAGCGAAGCGGAGACGGGUGGGCGCUUGUCAAGGCAGCCACCUGAAGGUAGCGAGAAGGCAGAAAAAACACAAUGCACAUCUACAGGAGAAGCAGCAGCACCAGGUGUCACGACCUCGGAGAAGAGCGACUCUGGGGUUGUCGGAAGGGCAGACAUAGCACCGUCGCCGCCGAGCCAUAUUGGGCGGCAAAUCAUUUUGGAGAAUGGCACGUACACACAGCACCGCGCGGUGGUGCUCGCUGAGCUCGCCCGCGUCGCCGACACUCUAGGAAGUGAUGUGCGACAGCAGCUCACAGAGCGACGAGAGAACGGCACACUGCUUCCAACCCGUCAUAACUCUGUAGUGGACCGCCUCGUUGAUGACGUGAAGGAGGCGAAGGAGAAGGGCUACACUAGUCUCUCAUCGUCUUCGCACCUCCUGGAGCCGCUCAAUUUGACAAUGAAUCUGUGCAACAAGAAGGAUAAGCUCAUCCUCGAGGCGUUCCGCAGCCCGCUACUCUGCCUCCGGGCGGAGGAACACCAUAUUUCGCUUUCGCUUUGGGUCGCUGGUAGCAUUAUAGAGAAGGAAGAGCUUGGCACGGAGUUCCCGUACCACAUCGCAAAACACACUGAGCCUCUGGUGGGGGAGGAUGGCACAGUUCUGCCGAUGAGUCGCCUGCCCAAGGCGCACAUAGAAGUGUACUUCUCCCCAGAGCUCUACCAACUACAGCAGACGCUUGGGGUCGACGGUGUGCUGGCGCUUCGUCGUUUCAUUGGCCGUGUGAUGAAGCGGCAGCAUGACCCACUACCCACGGUGUCAUCCAUUGUGCUCAACAUGCGACCUGGACAACAGGAAUCGUGCGGCCUCAGCACUGGUGAGGCGACUCAGAUUCCAUGGUUGCAUCUCAUCAAGGCAAAGGUGGCUUCCUCCACUGGAACCGUUCUGGAGGUGACCUCUGAAGACGCACCGGCGAUUCCAGCGAUGCGGGAGGCGAUUCAGCUUGUCUGGCGUGCGUGGGGCCAUCUGGUGAAGGACUUGCACGUGCACGGUGAUCUUGACUACCUGUAUGUGUCGGUUCGGCCGCAGCUGGAGAUUGGGAAUGCGAAUAAAAGGGAUGUUUUACCUUCACAGGAAGGGACAGACUCUGCUAGAGAGAUGGUGUUAGACCAUCAGCAGGAAGAUACACAGAGUGCGUCUUCUAUUCGUAGUAUGGGAGACGCGGUGGAAGGGCUCGUUGAAGGGGACAACUCGGUUUGGAAGGGCUUCAAGCGGCGCAAGUCGCACGCAAAAACUGUACUUAUCCCGGCAGACUUUGUGGUGGUGGAGUGCACACUCGAAAAGAAGGGUCUGCCACACCGCCUUGUGGUGGAGGAUGUCGUAGAGAGUCUCACCGAGCUGCAGCGGCAGGCUAUGGAGAUGCAACGGCUUGCCAUAGUUGAUAAUGGCGGCAGCAACCCCGCCACUAGUGAUUAUAAUGAAGAUGAUGAGGGUGAGGAAGGCAGUAGUGUGGUGCGGCCAGUGUUAUACGCUCCGAAAAUCACGGUGUCUCACGCCGGUGUCAUUGAUGCGGCGGCCCACGGCUUCCAACGCAUUCGCAUUCGUGGCANGCUCCGAAAAUCACGGUGUCUCACGCCGGUGUCAUUGAUGCGGCGGCCCACGGCUUCCAACGCAUUCGCAUUCGUGGCAGCUGCCUCGCCCACGUCGAAGCUCUCGCACGCGCGUUGCAAACAGGUGAGCACUUUACAGACCGUGAGGGAUUGUCACUCCUUGAAAAUGGUAGCAGUAGCGAUGGUGGUGUUACCGCGUUGCUACUCCCAUCAAAUCUAUCUUUUUCCGCCACGCGUAGUGACGUUCAGGCCCACACAGCAGCACGCCAGCUAUUGGGUCACCGUGUGCCGUCAAGUUACACGGUGCAGCGCACAGCGAAUGGCCGCUUCCGUGUACAUCAAACCCUCCGACCACUGCAGGGCAUGGUGGCCGAUAAGGAGGAACGAGAAUUCUGGGGCGCGCACUACUACCGUCUGUCUGACAUACGGCUGCUGUUUCACGAUCGUGUAA
Trypanosoma grayi is the source of this 2418-nucleotide messenger RNA. RefSeq lists its product as hypothetical. NCBI's taxonomy places the organism in Eukaryota, Euglenozoa, Kinetoplastea, Trypanosomatida, Trypanosomatidae. The transcript has a single exon. Gene Ontology annotation, biological process: pseudouridine synthesis. The record is from RefSeq and is a predicted model, not a curated record. The coding region runs from base 1 to 2418 and encodes 805 amino acids. Gene Ontology annotation, cellular component: nucleus. Gene Ontology annotation, molecular function: RNA binding; pseudouridine synthase activity.